Arvicola amphibius (Eurasian water vole) is the source of this 1372-nucleotide messenger RNA. Its product is annotated as beclin-2-like. The record is from RefSeq and is a predicted model, not a curated record. NCBI's taxonomy places the organism in Eukaryota, Metazoa, Chordata, Mammalia, Rodentia, Cricetidae. Gene Ontology annotation, cellular component: phosphatidylinositol 3-kinase complex, class III, type II; phosphatidylinositol 3-kinase complex, class III, type I; phagophore assembly site. Gene Ontology annotation, biological process: autophagy; late endosome to vacuole transport; cellular response to nitrogen starvation.
AUGUCGUCCACUCUCUUCCUGUGCCAGCGCUGCAACCAGCCCCUGAAACUCUCACAGAAGCUCCGUGCAAUGCAGGAAGGGCCCUCGGAAGCCCAGCAGCCUGCCAGCCCCUCCCCAAGGGCCAGGACCUCCAGCAGCCCCCUUCCUGACUGGGGGGAGUCGUCCCAGGAAAGUGCCUGCUCCACCUUCUCCCUGCUUGGUGAGUUGACUGCCCAGAGAACUUUGAACACUACCCAAGAUGUUGUCUUAGAGACCUUUGAAAUCCCCUCCGGCCAAAAAAAUGUGGACCACCUGCUCUGUGUGGACUGUACAGACAAUCUUUUGAGGGAACUAGAUGCCCAGCUCACUCUAGUUGAAGCUGACACCGAGAAGUACAAAAGUUUCCUGGAGAGAGAGUCCCUGGUGAGUGAUGAGGAGUGGGAGGCCUUGCAUGCGAAGCUUCGGGCUGAGCUGCGGAGUCUGGAGCAGGAAGAAGCAAGGCUGGCUCAGGAGCUGAAGGACGUGGACCGCCAGCAUGCAAGAAUAGAGGCCGAACUCAGAGCAGCCGAGGCAGAGAGCAGGGAGCUCGAACGACAGGAGGAGCAGGAUCUGAAGGACUGCACUGCCUUGACGACGGAACAGCUGGCGCUGAAGGACCAGCUGAGCAGUGUGGAGAAACGGCUGGCGUAUGCCCAGAGGCAGCUGAGGCGCCUGAGAAAGACCGAUAUCUUCAAUAUCACGUUUACCAUCUUGGAUGAGGGGCCGCUGGGCAUUAUCAACAACUUCAGGCUGGGCCGCCUCCCUGGCAUCCAGGUGGAAUGGAGUGAGAUCAACGCCGCCUGGGGACCCUUGCUGCUCUCCAGCUUGUCCAAGCUAGCUGGACUGCAAUUCCAGAGGUACCAACUGGUUCCCUGCGGGGACCAUUCCUACCUCAAGUCCUUGGCUGGUGAUGGGAAGCUGCUGCUGUUCUCAGAUGGGAGCCACAGAGUCUUCCACAAUAACAAGUUUGAUCGUGGGAUGAAGGCCUUCCUGAACUGCCUGCAGCAGUUUGUGGAGGAGGCUGAGAAGGAAGGCCUCUUCCUGCCCUAUAGGAUCCACGUGAAGGGAGGGAUGCUGGAGGAUGCCAGGGGCAGUGGCGAGUGCUGCUCCAUCAGUACCCACCUGAACUCAGAGGAGGAGUGGGCAAAGGCUCUUAAAUUCAUGCUUACCAACUUAAAGUUGAUUCUUGCUUGGGCUUCAUCAAGGUACUCUUUUAUGAUGGAACCAGACUGGAGCCACUUUGAAUAAAACUUCCAUUUUGAAUAGGGGUCAAAUAAAGUUUAAGUUCCCAAGACCUCCCUGGGUAAAUGACAUCCUGCUUGGCAGAGAGAGACAUGUAUGUGGGUAACUGGUA